Messenger RNA from Talaromyces rugulosus, 1110 nucleotides. RefSeq lists its product as uncharacterized. Gene Ontology annotation, biological process: secondary metabolic process. The transcript has 3 exons. Gene Ontology annotation, molecular function: carboxy-lyase activity; hydrolase activity. NCBI's taxonomy places the organism in Eukaryota, Fungi, Ascomycota, Eurotiomycetes, Eurotiales, Trichocomaceae. The record is from RefSeq and is a predicted model, not a curated record. The coding region runs from base 1 to 1110 and encodes 369 amino acids. Gene Ontology annotation, cellular component: cytoplasm; cytosol.
AUGAAGGCCCAGGGUGUUGUCCUUGGUUUCCUUUCCGCUGCACUUGUCCACGGUGCCCCGGCAUCGAUUGCCCCGGCAUCGACAGCGGGCUCGAAGAGCAAGUCACCCAUUUACAUCACUCUAGAGGAGCACUACGACCCCCCGGUUACCGAUCCCCUGCAGACAGAUCCUGUCAUCCAGUUGAUGGCUCCGCUUAUGGGCAGCGGUGUCUAUGGAAAGGCAGUCCCGGAAGCACAAUCACUGAAUAAAACGCGAUUGGAUAGCAUGGACGAGAAUAGAAUUCGCAUUCAGGUCGUAUCAAAUGAUCCAACGCCUCCAGCAUUGACAAAACCCGACACUGUGAAGACCAUGAACGACCAGCUUGCUGCGGCGAUUGCUCCAUACCCAGAGCGCUUCCGCGGUUUCUGCUUCCUUGCAAUGGCGUUACCUGAACAGGCCGCGGCGGAGCUGGAAAGAUGCGUUUCGCAGCUGGGAUUUGUCGGGGCUCUUGUCGACACCCACCUUGCAGACGAAACAUUCUACGAAAGCUCCAAGUUCGACCCGAUCUGGGAAACGGCCCAGCGCCUGGAUGUUCCCAUCUAUCUCCAUCCGACAUACCCAAUGAUCGAUGAUGUGAAUGGCACUCAGGGCCGCUUCAAGUCGCAGGAUAACGAUUGGCCUUCAGACGUGGCUGCAAUGUUGGGAACGGCUGUGUAUGGCUGGCACACGGACUGUGGCCUGCACUUCCUUCGUCUCUGGCUAGGGGGUGUCUUUGAUCGCUUUCCAAAGGUAAAACUCGCGCUGGGGCACAUGGGAGAGACGGUUCCAUACAUGCUUGACCGAGCCAAUUCCACGGUUGCAUGGGCGAAACCGACUGGAAUAACGCUUCCUGAUGCCUGGGCCACAAAUGUUUGGGUUACGACGAGCGGCUUCUUCAGUUUGAAUCCGUUUGCGACGCUGUUGAAAACUACAUCGACAGAGAGAAUCAUGUUCUCGGUCGACUAUCCAUGGGCGACAAACGAGGAGGGCGCAGCUUUUAUGGACAGCUUGAAAGAAUCGGGCAUGGUCAGUCACAAGGAAUGGGAGGACAUUGCAUACCGCAAUGCGGCGAAUUUCCUGAAACUGGAGUGA